GGGAAGGGCGUGAAGGGAGAGAAGAGGGGGUUGAAGACCAAGCGAGGGGGAGGAAGUGAUGAGCAGAGGUAAUGAGGAGUUGGUAGCUGCCCUUGGUGAGGGUAACAUAGCAGGAAUAGCCCCCUUGCAGGUGAAAUAUUUUGCAAGGAGAUGGUUGUAUUGGAGUAGGUGUGAGGUGCUGUAAUCCUUUAGGAGGCUGUGUGUUUGCAGACUGACAGGACUAAGGGAUUACGUGCGAGCUGAGGGAGGGUGGGGAGUGUUCAGCCUCUCGGGUUUCCUGCCUGCUUCUCCCCCCGGGGGCGCUGGAUGUCUGCAGCCGGCUGGCCUGCCUGGCUGCUGCGGGCGGUGCGGCAGCUCGGAGCCUCACAGCCUCCCGCUCCUCCCACUCCGCGGGAGCCCGAGCCCCGGGGACCGGCCUCUCCCCAUGCCGACUGGAUGGGCAACCUCCCGCCGGCUCUCAGCGCCCUGCCUCUCGCCAAUCUGGCCGUGCCAGGAUCUCAUGAUUCCUUUAGCUUUUGGAUCGAUGAAAAAUCCCCAGUGGGCCCGGACCAGCCAGUUGUGGUCAGGCACAUGGCUGGAAUUUUCCGGUCCUUCUGGAAGAGGAUGAUGAAGAGAUGGUCGGUGACACAAAGCUUGACCUUUCGGGAGCAGCUAGAGGCUGGUAUCCGUUAUUUUGACCUCCGCGUUUCCACCAAACCUGGGGACAGCCAGGAACUUUAUUUCAUCCAUGGUUUGUUUGGGAGCAAGGUUCACGACGGUCUGAUCGAGAUUGACAAUUUCUUGACUGCUCACCCCAAGGAGGUGGUUUUCCUCGAUUUCAACCACUACUACGAAAUGGAGGGCUCAAACCACGAAUACCUUAUCCAGAUGCUUAGAAACAUCUUUGGGUCCAAACUCUGCCGAGCUACCUUGGUGGAGGAAAUAACGCUGCAGUAUUUAUGGGAACACAAGUAUCAGGUGCUUGUGUUCUAUCACCAUCCCAUGGCCCACAACUUUUCCUUUCUGUGGCCGGGUAAUCAGAUGCCAGCGCCCUGGGCAAACACCACUGACGCACGGAAGUUGGUGCAGUUUCUGGAGACCACCCUGAACGAGCGGGCAAAAAGGGGAACUUUCCACGUGUCCCAGGCCAUCCUCACCCCUCAGACCAAGACGGUGAUUCGCGGGCUCAUCGUUGGACUACGCGACUCUCUCGUCGCUAGAAACCUGCCAACAAUAAUGAACUGGGUGAAGUCUCAGAAGCCUGGUGUCAAUGGUGUCAACAUCAUUACCUCAGACUUUGUGGAACUUGUGGAUUUUGCUACGACUGUCAUCAAAUUAAACAACUUGCUGCUGCGUGACAGGAGCAAACGUGGACAAAUUUAGUGCACUUUCUUAUUCUGGGCAGGGUAUUAUUUUGUGUAAUUGCUUCUAGGGAGUUUAGGUGCAGUGUGCAUCAACAUUAGGCUCAUUCAGUCCAUUCCAAUAUCCAUCUUAGUGACUGCCUUUGGCUUCAUAUUUCAGGUUAAAAAACUCUGAAAUCUCCACUUACUACAGGAAUGACCAAACCACUUGUAUUUGCACUCCAUCCGAUGGACUGUAGCACCUCCACAGUUGGAGGGUGACAACUUAUACUGAUAAGGCCCAUUGGCUGCUGUAGAAAUGUAUCACAGAAAAGGUGUGGAUGUAAUGAUUUUAAUAUACAUUUAUAAUUAGAAAUGACAGUGAUUAUUAACAAUUAAAGAUAUAGGAUGUUUUUUAAAUGUGCUUUUUAAAAUUAGGAUUUUUAAAAAAUUGUAUUUUGUGAUUACAGUGAAAAAUAGACUAAACGUUUCUGUAAUUAACUAUAGUUUGUACCUAUAUGCAACCAUGUUAUGAGGUUCUCAAAGGACAGGGGUAAAAUCCCUACCUAGUUCAGAUCCUAGUUCAAACUCUGCCUGCCAUGGAGGUAUGUUAUAACAUGUCCAAACAAGUUGUUAAAAAAUGUUGUUUUUAACAGUCAAGAGUUAAAGGCUAAAACACUGAACAGGGAACAAUGUGCCUGAAUGCCUCACCUCAAGUACUGUUAUUUAGCUGCUUUAAUUCAAAAUCUGCAGAUAAAAUGUUUGUCAGGCUGGUGUGGUGCAAAGCAGUAAAAUUUGCUUCAAAAGAGAUUAGACUGGCCAAUGCCAUCUCAAGUCUGAUCAGAUCAGGACACCUCUGUUGUUAGUCUGUAUUCUCAGUGCACUGAUGGUCAGGGUCUAUACUGUGGUGUGGAUUGGGGAAGCUGGUGAAACAGCACUGUAAACAUUGACCUGGCAGUCUAGAGCUUCACGGCAGGUGGUGAACUUUGAAAUCUAAAGUUAAGUAUUAGGAACGGGCAAAAAAAACUACAGGACUUUCCAAUGGCACCCACAUUCCAGGACGGAAUUAGGGACAGCUGUUACUCAGGGUUGCAUAGGAGGAGCUGAGAGGAAAGUCGGUCUGUUUUUGUUAUUUGACCUGUCUAAUUUUAUCUGCUUGUGCUUGGAAUAUUCACUUUCAACUUUUAACAAUAUGACAGUCGGUUAUACAGAGCUGUCUGAAAUAGAUUUUUCCCUCUGAGGAAUCACUUUCCAGCAGAACAGAAACGAUUGGAUGUACCUUGUGAGAAAGGAGGACUUCCCGACAACCCCCCCACCCCUACCCCACUGCCCAUCCCCACUCCCACCCUACAUUGCCAGUAUUUUAUUCCUGAUGCAGCAUGGACCUUCCCAGAUCUGUAAGUGGCAGUGAGCUCUGGAACCAGAGGUCAGCCAUUCACAAACCCAUCAGUGUGUGUGAGGAGCCUCCAAUGAGGACCCUUGGAUCAGUGUCAGGAGUAAAUAUUUUUCCGGAGUAUUGUUGAAUGUGUCUUCUGUGAAUGUGAAGCAAGUUUAGAUUUUCAUGUACGGUGAGUUGCUUUCUGUGUCGAUUCAUUAAAUGUUUUAAUGGGCAGUGAGAGAA
Molecule: messenger RNA, 2940 nt
Organism: Stegostoma tigrinum
Lineage: Eukaryota; Metazoa; Chordata; Chondrichthyes; Orectolobiformes; Stegostomatidae
Gene: plcxd2
Product: phosphatidylinositol-specific phospholipase C, X domain containing 2
Exons: 4
Coding region: 307-1362 (351 amino acids)
Biological process (GO): lipid metabolic process
Molecular function (GO): phosphoric diester hydrolase activity
Source: RefSeq, a predicted model, not a curated record